This is a messenger RNA of Neodiprion fabricii, 2362 nucleotides long. RefSeq lists its product as uncharacterized. Gene Ontology annotation, molecular function: heme binding; heme transmembrane transporter activity. Lineage: Eukaryota; Metazoa; Arthropoda; Insecta; Hymenoptera; Diprionidae. Gene Ontology annotation, cellular component: membrane. Gene Ontology annotation, biological process: transmembrane transport; heme export. The coding region runs from base 350 to 1744 and encodes 464 amino acids. The record is from RefSeq and is a predicted model, not a curated record. The transcript is spliced from 6 exons.
UGUUGACUUUUUUUAGUAUCGCGUGUCACAAUAAUGAUUUUUUUACGUCAAGUUCAUCUCAAAUUCACAUGUCACGCCUUCGUUUCAACUCACAUGACGUACUCACAUCGUAACACAGCUGUGUUGGAUAGAAAAACAUUUUCAUUGCUAGUCACAAUAACCGUAUGGACAAGAACGGUGAUCCAUCUUCUAUUUGGAAUAGAAGUAAAUGAGCCUGAGAUGCCAUUCGUGACAGUGCCAUUUAGCCAUUCGGGUGAAAACUGUUAACAAAAAGUGGAGGAGAGUAAUCCUGAGUAUAGAAGCAAAGCCGAGGUGAAGCACAGCUUCUCAAACGUGCAGGAGUGUCGAUAUGACCGCAGGUGAAAAGAUCGAGUUGUCGCAAAGAAUUGAAGACACAUCGAUAGAGAAAUAUGAGAACUUUCUGAAACCAGACACGUUAGAAGUCAAAGUUUUCAAAAGACGGUGGCUCCAACUUGUCCUUUUCAUCCUUUUUAGUUCGUCGAACAGCGUUCAAUGGCUUCAGUACACCAUCAUCACGAACAUAGUAUGCCUGUACUACAACGUUUCGCGAUUCGCAGUCGCAUCGACGACCGUGGUGCUGAUGGUCUCGUACAUGCUGCUGCUGUUUCCGACCUCUUACCUGAUAAAUCGCAUAGGUUUAAGGUGGACGGUUGUAAUUGGGGCCACGGUUGCUUGCCUGGGAGCAUGGAUCAAGGUGUUUUCCGCAGCCCCGGAUCGCUUCGCAGUGACCUUGAUGGGCCAAUGCGUGGUUGCUGUAAGCCAGAGCUUCCUGUGUCCUGUGCCGGGUAAACUGGCUGCAUGCUGGUUUGGGAAGGACCAGGUGGCCCUGGCCACUGCCAUUGGGUACCACGCUAUCUGUUGCGGCAUCAUUAGCUGCUUCAUCGUCGUUCCGAUACUCGUAAAGAAUCACGAAAGUCUCGACGACAUCGGGAGUGAUUUAUCGUUGAUUUAUUGGAUAGUGGCAAUAUUCUGCACCGUCGUUUUCCUGGCUGUGUUUUUUCUUUUUCAGGAUGAACCACCUCUGCCGCCAAGCGAGUCUAGGGCGCUUCAAAAAAUCAAGCGUGAAAGUUCCCCGGAGGGAUUUUUACCACCGCUGAUGAGGGUACUGAGGAACAGGAAUUAUCUACUUAUAUGGCUUGCAUGGGGUCUUAAUACGAGCCUGUUAAACACAGCGUCGACAUUUUGCAACCCAUUCCUCGUUAAUCGUUUCAAGAACGUUGAUGCGGAGCUUGGAAAACUGGAACUGUUGUUUUGCCUCAUGGGAUUGAUUGGCUCGGUGAUCGUCGCUUCGAUUCUUGACAAGACAAAGCAAUUCAGAAUCAUUUUUACCGCGACGAGCGCUAUGGCGCUGCUUUUCGGUAUUUUAUAUGGUUUAAGUUAUUACUUGGAGAACAAAGUAAUGGUGUUCGUAUCCGGCGGGAUUCUUGCAUUUUUUUUGGGAAGCUACUGCGUCGUUGCAAUGGAGAUGUGCGUCGAAGCUACUUACCCGGAAUCCGAAGCUGUCGUAACCGGGAUUUUGACCAUGUCUAGUCAGCUCAACGGAAUAUGGAUAGUUCUAGUUACUAGCAAGGUACUGGAGGUAUACGGAGACAUUGCGGCGCACUCGAUUUUAUGCAGUGCGCUUGGCUUGGCAACUCUGUUGACGAUUUUUCACAAACCAGAGCUUCGCCGGCAAAAAGUCCAGAAAUAUGCAGCAAGGUGUAAAAUAAAUGCCGUCCAGUGAGCCUCUUUUUAACUCUACAGAGAAGUUGAUACGUGGAACUAAUUAUCGUUCAGUUUGAAGCGAAUAAAAAUUGAACAACAGUUUCACUUGAUCCUCAGAUUCUGCGAGUCAGUUUUAUUAACGUACAAUGUAACAAACAAUUUACAAUUUUAGCUUGGUCGGCAGCUCAGCUACGCGAUCGUUGCGAUACCUACGAUUGUAACAUAUGCGUCGAAAAAACAUUUUAGCGGUUACUUGAUAGAACAUUAUUUACGCAGUUGCGAUUAUUUCAUAUGAAUAAAUGUGUCAGUAAUGAAUGUUCGAUUGGGGAACGUUGUCAAGUAUUGGCUAAUUUACAUAACUUAGAUAACAAGUAUGAAACAGCUGCGAUACAGUCAUACCGAUAACAUUACAUGCCAUGUGAAAUCUUCAUAGUGUGUAAUUACCUUAUUAUAUUGAUACAAAAUACGUAGAGGCGGUAAACACCAUAUUAACGUCCGGCUCUCACCCCGUUCUAUUUCUUUGGCUGAUUCUUCACUACGUUUCUAAGGACAAAGUGAAUGACAGGUAUUUUUUGGGAUCUUUUACUUGGGAUGUGAUGGCUGAAAACUUAAAUUAUCGGUACUGAUUGCAUUUAAA